CUGCGCACGUGAUGCGAACGGCUAUUGUGCGUCGCACGCCCCGAGUUUCAGUCGCUGCACGUCUGUGUUUCUUGCCUACUGCGACUCCUUGGCGCCAUGUUGGGAUUCCUGUCGUAAACCUUCAAGCCGCUGGGAAUAGUGGACUACACAGAAAAAAAAGUGGGCAGUUUAAGAGAGGCGAAAAGUUCGUUUUUAUUUUGAAGUUAUAUAUGUUAACUAUUACUUUGGAGUAGAUUCAUAGUGAUAUGACAGUACUGAUUUUGUCUUAUGGUGAUGGGAGCCAUGAUGUUUCUUCAGAAAGUGUGGCUUCAAAUUUCCUGUCAUAGAGCAGCUGGAAGUUGACUACUGUGUUCAUCGUACUAGUCAGGAAAAGAAGAUGGUGGACCGUUUAGCAAACAGUGAAGCAAACACUAGACGCAUAGCCAUGGUAGAGAGUUGCUUUGGAGCAUCUGGUCAACCUUUGGGCAUCCCAGGUCGUGUCCUUAUUGGAGAAGGAGUAUUAACAAAACUGUGUAGAAAAAAAUCUAAACUUAGGCAGUUUUUUCUUUUUAAUGAUAUUCUUGUUUAUGGAAAUAUUGUCAUUCAGAAGAAGAAAUACAAUAAGCAACAUAUAAUUCCUUUGGAAAAUGUCACUAUCGAGUCAAUUCAAGAUGAAGGAGAGUUGCGGAAUGGCUGGCUUAUUAAAACACCAACAAAGUCUUUUGCAGUUUAUGCUGCCACUGCUUCAGAAAAGUCAGAGUGGAUGAAUCACAUAAACAAGUGUGUUUCUGACCUACUGGCAAAAAGUGGGAAGUUGCCGAAUAACGAACAUGCAGCUGUUUGGGUGCCUGACUCUGAAGCAGCUGUUUGUAUGCGGUGUCAGAAAGCAAAAUUUACAGCUGUUAACCGUCGUCAUCAUUGCCGUAAAUGUGGAUUUGUAGUUUGCGGCCCUUGCUCUGAGAAGAAAUAUAUUCUUCCUAGUCAGUCUUCCAAACCAGUACGGGUCUGUGAUUUCUGCUAUGAUGCUGUUUCUGCUGAAGCAAUGGCCACAGGUCAGCCCACUAGAUCAAACUCUUUCAGCAGGCCAACAAAAUUAAAUGCAUCUGAUGAUGACGAUGACGACGACAGUAGUGAUUAAAUUAUUUAUUUAUAUAUAUAUAUAUUUUCAAAUAUUCUUUGGCAGUCUAUCCAGAGAGCUGCUUUUUGGGGUUACCAAGCGGAUAUUUUUUUUCCUGCAGAUACCGUAUUCUAACUGUGGAUCUUCAAGAGCCUUAAUGUGCCUCACUGUGGGAUUUUAAAAAAAAACUUGGGUUUCACUCUUCUGCAGGGAUUGAUCUUUUUAACUGUAUCAAGCUGUUAUCCAGUAUUCUGUGCUUACAUCUAUUUUUAGAUUUGACCUUGCAUUAAAGAAUGGAUAAUACUUGCCUGGUUCAUUUGCUCAGAUGUUAAUAAUAUGAAUGUGAAGAAGCAGUUGAGAUUGACUUGAUUGAUUGACCAUCCAUACCUCUCAACUUCUCAGAGCAAGAAAUCUGGACACAGCCAAACAUAAUUUGGGGGGAGGGGGUGACAGAGCCCCAAAAAUCAGAACAGAUUUUACAUGUUUCUCGUAUAAACUUAGAAAGUUGCUAGAAUAAUAGGUUUUGCAUUAACAUGCAUUUUCUGAAGGAUAUGAAUUAUGGAACUCCAUCUCAAUAUUUAGUGUCCACAAUUGCCAGGAAACCACAAAUGUUUUAAGGAACAGACCAAAAUAAGAGGCAAAAAUAUGGACAGUUGAGAGGUAUGCUUCCAUCUUGUAAGUUGUAAAUGGUUUUGAAAUCAUCCUGCAUAUUUUCAGCUGUUUAAUAGUGAUAGGGACACUUGCACAGCAAUUUAAGACUUCAAAAUACUGAAGUAAAUAAUGCUGAAUUAUUUUCAGCUGCUUCUUUUAUUAAAGAAUGGACAUGAAAGCCUUAAUGGUGGAUGCCUUAAUAGUCAUACUUCUGGAAUUCACUUUAGCCAGAUUGCUUGUUCUGCUUGACAGAACAGCAAAGACAAAUCAGCAGUUUGUCUUACUGCAUUUGAAAUGAAAUAUAUGCAAUUUUAUAAUGUUUUGACUGUACAUUUCUGGAAAUAAAUGUUCAUUUUUACUUUGCCUUAAACACUUUGUUUUGCCUUUCAGUGCCUGAAACCACAUAGAAAGAUCACUCAUUUUAAGAAAAUUGUGCAAGGGAAGUUUUUGUAGACAGUUACUCUUCCUUAUCCCUGAAUUGAGUUUUAUUUACAUGAAAAGCACCUGCCAACUUUACUCACUGUAGCAGAUGCAUCUUUAAUGAAUCCUGUGACUGAAGCAAAGUGGUUGCUCAUAGUAUCAAAUUUAUAUUGCACUGGAAAUGUGAGCAAACCUCUGCUUGUCCACUUACUGGUUGGAUGCUGUUAUCUUGCAGUUUGCAAGGCGCAGAAUAUUCUGAUGUCAGACAGAUUGUGUUGAUUAAAUAGGAAUUGGGUCGAUGGAGGAAUUUUCUGUAUGUGACAUUUUUACAUGUAUUACUGUUCAACUAAAAAAAAAUUUCAGUCAGUAGAAGGUAUUAAAGUUUAAAUCUAAUCACCCAA
This is a messenger RNA of Protopterus annectens (West African lungfish), 2568 nucleotides long. It is a transcript of the gene PLEKHF2, whose product is annotated as pleckstrin homology and FYVE domain containing 2. The transcript is spliced from 3 exons. Gene Ontology annotation, molecular function: metal ion binding; phosphatidylinositol binding. NCBI's taxonomy places the organism in Eukaryota, Metazoa, Chordata, Ceratodontiformes, Protopteridae. Bases 377 to 1117 code for a protein of 246 amino acids. The record is from RefSeq and is a predicted model, not a curated record.